Tigriopus californicus is the source of this 1424-nucleotide messenger RNA. Its product is annotated as ubiquitin-like. Lineage: Eukaryota; Metazoa; Arthropoda; Copepoda; Harpacticoida; Harpacticidae. Gene Ontology annotation, molecular function: protein tag activity; ubiquitin protein ligase binding. The record is from RefSeq and is a predicted model, not a curated record. The transcript is spliced from 2 exons. Bases 141 to 500 code for a protein of 119 amino acids. Gene Ontology annotation, cellular component: nucleus; cytoplasm. Gene Ontology annotation, biological process: protein ubiquitination; modification-dependent protein catabolic process.
CCUGGUCACAAAGGUAAACAAACACAUUCAGCCAACUCUGUUCAUGUUGUUUGUUUGUGCCUCUUUGAUCUUACAUACUAUUAAUCGAUAACAUCCCCAAGAAAUCCAUCCUUCUUGUUGAUCUCCGUCACUGUGGAGACAUGCAGAUCUCAGUCAGGACCUGGGCCGACCAGACCUUCACCUUGGAGGUAAAGCCAUCGGACAAGAUCGAGAAUGUCAAGUCCAAGAUCCUGGAUAGGGAAGGGUUUCUGCCCGGCGAGUAUUCGCUCGUUUUCAACGAAAACCAGCUGGAGGAGGACGGGCGGACCUUGUCUGACUUGAACAUCCAGCAAGAGUCUAACGUGCAGAUGAUUGAGAAAAUGUUGAGAAAUCGAACAAACAAACUCGAGGGAGACGUCACCGUGAUCAAAAGAGACGUCAGCGUGAUCAAAAGAGACGUCGCCAGGAUCCUGCAAAGACUGGACUCCAUGGCAAGCUCUCCCUGGUCCCAAAGUUCUUGAUCCCCUGGCUCAAGAUCGUAGACCGGAAGUGUUGACCAUGCCCAAAGAAAGUACGGAGGAAGUCCGGGGACGAACUCGUGGGACGAUAUUCCCGCCAAUGAGCUUGAUCACUAGGGUUGGUGUUACUUCAGAUGAAACUCUUGUUUUUACCUCUUUCUUUUGCGAAUUUUAGGAAUUGAGUUGUCAUUUGAGAUGAAAUUUGCGAUAAGAUGAAAUUUCUGUCCGUUUACGCGUAACAACCUCAUCUGGGUGGGGAUGAACAACCGUCAACAGGUCGGAACAAAUUGAAUGACUGCCAUUCUAACCUAUAUUUUGUUCAUGAAAAGGCAAGCAUUAUGCUCAUAGGUUAGGUUAGCUAUGGUUACCAUUUAAAUCCAUCGUACAACCCCAUCUGGACUAUGCCUCAUUGAUUUGGAGCUCUUGUCUUGUUGGCGAACUAAACAAAAUGGAGAGUAUACUCUGGCACUUUACUCGACAAAUCACUGGAAACUCGCCUACAGGGAUCGACUUCAGCAUCUACGCCUAAGGAGACACGAACGGUCUGCCAUAUUACAUGCUUUUAAAUGUAUCCAUGAGCUGUCCCAUAGCACGGACAUUGAUUUCGGCCAACAAGACAUUGAACGUGUUACGUGUAUCCAACCUCAUUGGAACUACAACAAAAAUGCGAUUACUAAAUCAAUCAUGCACCACUCAUUUCUUGCUAGGGGCCCCAAGACUCUACAACAAACUGCCCUCCUCCCAUUGGGUCAUCUAUGUUGGAAAAAAUCCUCUCCCCAAAUUUAAAGAAGACCUAGAUAACUUCCUCCAAAUCAUUCCAGACCAACCUUCAAUACCUGGGUAUCAUUGAUCAGCAAAAUUCAAACUCAAUUACUGAUCAGAUUCACUUUCAAGUGAUUGUGUAAAUAUAUUUGUGCCUUGAAUCCA